AAUAGAAGUAGCUGACGCUGCAGUAAGUAGAUACGUAUCCCGAAGGAAAUGCAAAAUGGAAACGCGGCAGUCAUGACCUCCGCGUCUCGUGGAGACGCAGGCACGAGACCACGCGACGCCCGUGCCACCUCGAAGAAUGCAUAUUUGCCGAGUUUGCUCGUGAUCUCCUGUUCAGCGUCGUCAUCUCCAACAAGUCGUCUUCAAGCAGCAUCGUGAAAACAUCGCGAUCGCCAUGCCGGUGCCACAGCUCGACUCGUCGGCCCCUUCGGCCGUUCCCUCAGCCGUUGCUGGGAAGGUUUUGUCGGUGAGGGAGCUCAUACGCGCAAAAGAAAUGGAGAUGCAGAGUUUGAAUGCCACACAUUUUGAGGAGUUAGAGACUUAUGACUGGAUGCAUGAUGGGACUGAAGACAGGAUAGAUGAUGAUGAUAAUGGGUGGACCAUCCACGAGUUUUCUACUACUUACGAGUUUUCUACCACGAGUUUUCCAGGACGACGAAUCUGUUCGAACUUUUCAAUUUAGAUUUUUUAGAUCAUGAUUCAUCGCACCACGACUACUUACACAUAGACUUGCGUCUAGUACUGCGUGAACACUCUAAAUUGUGGUCAUCCAGGAACGGGAGAAGCAGGUGACACAGCUACGUGGAGACUUUGCAAGACUGCAAACUGAUUUUCAGUACAACUUGAGCCUGCUUGCGGAUAGAGACAAAGAGCUGCAGCAUCUGGAGAAGCAAGAUGUAAAUUUGCAGAAAAAGUUGGCAGAGAGGGAGACAAAGCUGUUUUAUGAAUGACAGUAUAAAUAGUCAUACGGACGUUGUAGUUCUUGGCUGAACAGGGAGAAGCUCUUUCCAUGGCGGUUCGGCGUCCUUCUGAGUCAUCUCUUGCUUUCGCGCCGGCGCCGUCCUUGCCUGGGUCCUUUCGUGGUCCUGCGGGAGCUUCAGGCCAGACAGACACCGCAUUAGCACGACCACAGGGGCAGGCGUGGAGUGUUUUUCCAAUCAGCCGAAAAAAGCCCGGCGCUCGAGUGGGCGAUCGCCUGGGCUCAGACGUUCCAGAAGGUAACACGGGGAAAAUUUAGCGCCAGCCUGCGGGGAACAUUCAGCAAAGUACUCGGCUGGCAGUAGGUUCCCGCGAGUCCCUUGGGCUGGUUUGGUUUGCUUCGUCUCUCUUUUCAUUUCCGAACACAUCACGCCGCCAGCACUCUCCACGCUGACGAUACAGACAGCGCCAGGCGCGUCGGUUCUUUUUUUGGUUUUACGAAUAGGGGCCGCGUAAGGCCGGGCAUGUCUUUGAUCACCGCAGCGCGCGGCGCGGAAAGGUUUUGCUAAGUUGAGAGCGCGGAGCCGUUUCGCGGGCUGGCUGUGGUGGAGUAUGGUGCCGGGGGGCAGGAGCUGGGCGAGAAGGCCCCCGGCAGGAGGCAGCUGCGGCGAUACGGCGGCCCCAUGUGGCUGCGGGCCAAGACCAAGACCCCAGGGCGGAAGUAUCACGGCAGAACUUGGCUGGGCACAGAGGAAAACGGAGGGAGGCGGCGCAGCCAACCGCCGCAGGGUCGCGCGAUCUCCCUGAAAAAGUGACAGCGUUCAACACUUGCAAAAGUGCGGGCAGCCGUCGGCCUUGCAGUGUCGUGCUCGGCGAUGCACGUGGUGGCCCAUCAAGUAGACACGCGCCGACCCGCUCGAGGGAGUGGGCGCGCCACCUGGGAAGCCGCGGCGCGCCACUUCAUCACUGCGCCUGCCUUGCUUGAGCCGCUAGGGCUAGGGAACUCGGCUGCCCCCAGUCGCAGCGUGUGCAUGCAGCUCGCCGGUGGUUGGGUUAGUAGACUGGGCUUUUGGAAAAAGUGGGGCUAGCGGCGGCAGGUUUUGAGAUGCCGCCGCCCCGUCAGAAGGUUAAGCAGGGCAGACGCCUGCGUGUGAAGAUAUGCGGCGCCGCGGUUGCUUGAUCACGAGAGGCCCGCGGGGGGCUUCGGUUUGCGCGGAUAACGGUGCGGCGCCAACCUCGCAGUGCGUAUGAAGUAAGGACAACCAGGGCCCGCCCACGCGGCCCGCGCUCUGUCCAGGGCCGCGGAAAGGCCAGCCACCUAUGAGCGCGAUGGGGUUCAAACUGGUACCCAGUUCGGCCCGCCGCUCCAGGUCUCCUGCCUGAGGGAGAAAUGCAGGGCGCCACGCUUGGGGAUCGAUGUCCCGCGUGUGUCUUUACAGCGCUGCAGGCUUAUGCACCAGGAGAGCGGACUGAACAGAGGGGGCCAGCCCCUGCGGGGCUGCUCCUUCGUAGCAGCCUCGCGCGGUUGUGGCGGGGGGCUCCUCUUCUUUCAAUUUCAUAGCACCGGACACACAAGCAUGGUGUCCGGGGGUGCGUCAUGUUCUCAAAGUUUUUCUUUGCUCUUUUUCUUCUAUCAAAGCAAAGCUGGCGAAACAUUGGCAACGGGAAUCUAUUCGAGCAUACAUACUGGGGUUGCAGUAAAAACUGUGCAGCUGGUGUUGUAGAAUGCCGGCUCUAAUCCCCAGCGCUACAAGAACACCUGGAGCAAGUGCGAAUAGACCGAGACAGAGAAUCUGGAGAAAAAGAAGCAGAACUGAAGACGAUCCUCCAAGGAAGUGAAUCUUUAAAACGAAGAAUCACAGAACUGGAGCAUUUGGAUGCUAAGAAAGAUCUCGCACACAAGGAGCUGGUGGAGAAGGUACUAAGACCAGGAUGACUAUUAGAUCAUGAAUGUUUUAUGACUCUUAGAUUGAUACGUUGUUCUCUAUGACUCUGAGAUCAUCAGUUCUCUGUGAUGACGACCUAUUCGCUCUUCUACCUUAUUCGCUCUGCUACAUGUUUUUCAUUUUCGUGUCGCCCAUUGCGUCGUCGACAUCGCAUCAAUCAUCUGUUUCCACCAGCUCCGCACCAGUGCGAAGUCCCACGUGGCACAAAUGCAGCAACAGCAUGAGGAGCGACUACAGGAUAUGCAAAGACAGUUGCGAUCUGAAGUGGGCAUGCUCAGACAAGAGAGCGUGGCAAGGGAAGCAAUUUCGCAGGCGUCGUUGCAUGAGUUUUAUGAGGCAGACUAACUGGUAGAACGCUGAUAUUAUGUCGCUAUCUGCAUGUAGUUUCCUUUUAGUGCUACUCGGUGUUGUAGCUGUUGGCCACUUCCACAAGCUCCCCGUAACUGUUUUCUUUGAGGUACUUACAGCAGAUAUUGCAGUUGUACUUGCACGACCAUAUCGAGUACCACAAACUCUGCCUUGUUGUGGUACCUUCUAACUGCUCUGUCUGCACGAACAUAUCUACUACUCUAAGCCUUGCAAGACCGAGCAGAGACAGCGGCACGAGAGCUCGCACAUACGAUAGCGGAACGCGACGCGCUGCAAUCUGAGUCGACCGACGUAUGAAGGAGUAUGAACAAAUGAGAUUGUAGUUGUAGAUGCUUGAUUACGUACUACUCGAGGGUGGGAGAGUGGUUGUAGAGAUUCAUCUUCAUCAGUUUUGUACUAGGUGUAGUCCUACUUAUGAUUUUGAAUUGAGUGUGGUCCCAACUAGUUUCUAGAAGUUGCGUCAAAGGUGCUGGUGCUUUCUUUUUCAUCCUAGUUGCAGAGACGCUACCAAAGUACUGAACAAGCUCGCAAGCAUGCGACCGACUUGCUGGAGAAACUCACAGGUAUUAUUUUUGAGGGGUUCCCGUUUUCUUUCUUUUGCAUUGAAAUAAUUUUCCUCGAGCACCUGUUUUCAAAACCACGAAAUAAAGUGUCUCCAUAAUUACAACAUGAUCAUUUCUCGUGUACAAACUGACCACCAGUUGAGCACGACCGCAGCGGGUCCGCAUUUGACUCUGAGAGGCGUGACUUGGCUGCUAAAGUUGCUACUUUGGAAGCCGAAAAGCAACAACUUUCGAGUCAAGUGGUGGAUAUGCAGAAAGCGCAAGAUAUCAGGAAGCAGCAAAUGCUCCAGAAACAAAGAGAAACCCAAGAGCAAACGGUUCAGAUCCUGCAGAAGGAUGCGGAACAGCAAGUGUUACGGCUUCCGCUAACCCAUCGUCCUCGGUAGAAUCCUCAAGUAAAGGUGAGCUGCUCUAAAACUAGACGCUGUCAAAUCCGAUGCGAAUCGGCGGAUCCAGGAGAUGGAACGCCUGUGCAGGGAAAAAGUGGAUAGGGUGCGGAAGGAAUGCGAGGUACUGUAAAUAAACGGUUCUUUGUUGAAGAAACAAACAAGUGAAAAACAAGGAAAAAGAGAAGAGAAAGAUAAAGAAAGGAAUUGAUCUCGACUGCGAUAUAAUAAACUACUUUGAGGAUAAUUACCUCGUUCUCUUUUCUAUCUUCCUCUGGUCUUUCUUUUUGCUAGUUAGGUCGGCUCCACCGCAACUAUCGUCUUUUCAGACGUAGUUUGCUUCUUAUUUCUCGUGAUUCUUAUUUAACAUCAUAACGUCAACAUCAUGAUGAAACUACAGAUGAAACUACUAUCGCUUAUAAAAGGUACACAAACUCAAACAAAGUGAAAGUGAUACCAUGACCACCUCAACAUGCUGGUUUUAAGCAACACUUGUAAUCAUGUUUGCACCCUCAUUUAAUGAGCAGGUGAAAAUCCUAGCAGCGCGGGAAGAGUUGGAGCGGAGGGAGAGGGAGGAAACUGAGAGAAGGAAAGAACUACUAUCCGAAGCAACCGAGGAGCACAAGCUCGCACAAGCGCGGGUGGCAGAGGAACUGCGACUGAAGGAGCAGGAGGCGGCCAGCCUCAAGGACUCUCUGGACCGCGAACAGCGUGCAGCCGGACUGCGGUGGCAAGAACUAGAAUCCGUGAGAGCUACGUUGCUGGAGGAAGAACGCAAGACUAGAGCUCUCAAGACCGAGGUUGAGGCGUUAAAAGAUGCUCGGGAGCAAGACGAACGAAACCAUCGAAGGGAUCUAGAACGUCUACAUUAAGGCUACCGCUGGAGCAUCCUCUUCAACACCAUCGAUCCUUAGCCCUUUUUUCAAGGGGAAAAAGGGUCGAGGGAGGCUCUCAGGAAUGCGAACGCAGUACAACCUCUAAAUACAAGCAGAACUAGACUUUCAGCGAACGAUGGGCGGAUCAUCCUCGUCCAGCAAUGCGGAGAUGAAGGGCAGUUUUGAUCCUCUCUUUUCUGGGGAUUUCGGACCCGUCAUGAACAACAAGGGCGGACAGGUGGGAGGUUCAACCGGAACAAGUAAACUUCAACAACUUCCAGCACCACAUCAGCAGCAACAACUUCAACAUCUUCAAGUAGAACAGAGUAGAGAACAACUUUUAGCUGUCCGAAACGAGAACGCGGAGUUGCAGAAGCAACUAGUAGAAUGUCGCGCUGUGAUUCAGCAUAUGAGGAAAGCAGUAGAAGCGAGACAGUUGAAUCUAGAUGGUGGAGGAGGAGGUUCCGCUCGAGAACAGGAGUUAGUUGACAUGAACAGCACGCUGAAUUUGAACAGUAUUCAUGAUCAACAAGGUGUUCAGCACAAACCCUCAUCGUCAUCUUCAUCUGGCUCUUCAUCUUCAUCCGUCGUGGAUGCAGCAAGAGCUUCUGUGGAUCGACAAAAAGCGAAUCUUUUUGAUGCUCAUCAAAACCUUGGGCGGUCAACAUCCUCAAAUAUGGGCGGUUCUGAGCAAGCGUCGCCCGCUCUCGCGCACCAGAAUCUGCGUUAUCCGCCGCCAACGCAGGGUAGUGGUAAUGCAACCACGGGCGCAGCUCUGCAGCGGAUGAAAGAGCAUUACGACGGUUUGCUUUCCGCGAAAGAUGCAGAAAUCUGUAGCUUGAAAACGCGAAUUCAGGAACUCAAGCGGGAAGGUGAAUCUUUGCGCGCAGAAAGGUCAAAAUUGAUGGAACUAUCCAACAAGCUGAAAUAUGAAUUACAGGAAAUGGCGACGUCUAGUGCACCAGCUUCUGGCUCAGUAUUUUUAGGCGGAGUAGGACAGCCUGUAGAUCUUCCUCCGGUUCUUACGGGUAAUGACACCCCAAAUAGAACCAGCAUGCUACAGCAGUACCAGCAGCAGUCGAUGUAUCUAUCAACAUCAACGCCAAACGGAACAACGCCUGCCGGCAAUAAUUCAUCAAGUACUUCUAGGCCGAGUAAACACGUAUCCUUCGCACCUGCUGGUCAAGUGGAAAUCAAUGCCAUCCCAGCCAACAACAAUGAGAAAAGCGUAGCGAUGGAGACGAAGCUGUAUGCAGUGGAGCAGGCAUUGAGGAAUCUAGAGCAACAAAAUUUAGUCCUACGACAGGAGUUGGACUCGACGACGCACAAUAAUCGACAAAUGCAAAAACAGAUGUUGAUACAGGACAGUAGUGGUGCAACGUCAGGAGGAGUUGCUUCACACCAACAGGUGGAGUUAGAUUUUCAGCAUCAGUCUCAACAACCACAGUCCUCUUCAUCAGCAGCCUUUUCUUCCUCAGGAGUUGGAUCUAGACCAACAAGUGCCGAGCGUCCCAGAAGUGCACAGCGCUUGACUCGUGCACGAGAGAAGGUGGAAAUGGCGAAAUUGGAACUGAAUGGGAAGAGAAUAGAAGGUAGGAAAACUCACGAAGAUGGACGACACGGGCAUCUACAUGAUGGAGGAGCAGGAGGUGGACCCCUGCCCCUAGAAGUGGGCGGAGAAGAUGGCUUGAAUUUGAGUUCUCUGAUUGAAGAAAAUGCUAAGGCUGUUGCAGGAGGCUCUACUUCUGGUACAACUCUAUCUACGAGCAAAGUAAUAGGAAUAAACAGCGCAUCUUCCUCCUCAUCGUCUUCUAAACCAACAGGAGUACUGAGUACAGCCGAUAAACUGAAGCAUCUGCAGAAGAAGCGGCAGGAGCAAAGACUCAGGUCAGUGAGGAAUUGGGCCAAUGUGCCUCCUGAAGAAAGAGUGGAAGGAUGA
This is a messenger RNA of Amoebophrya sp. A25, 6834 nucleotides long. The record is from the annotation of a GenBank genome assembly. Lineage: Eukaryota; Dinophyceae; Syndiniales; Amoebophryaceae.